AUGUCUGUUGCUAUGGAUAGAGCUUUAAUGGCUCUCUCUUUGGAAGAAGAAGACGAGCCUUUCGAAAUGCCGGAGCUGCCGGGUUUCUGUUCGAAUGAGAAGAAUAAGCUGAGUCUUGUGGGUAGAACUUUAAACCCAGAAUGUCAGAAGAUGUCGACCCUCAUCUGGAGGAUGCCAGGUAAAUGGCAAAAGGAAGGCAAGUGUAAAGGGGUAGCUCUGUCGCAAGAACGUUUCCAGUUCUUCUUCGAUCACGAACACAAUCUGUUGGAUGUGCUGGAAAAAGGGGUUCAUACCUUUAACGAGUGGGUUGUGGUCGUAGAAAGAUGGGUGGAAGAUCCGCCGGAUGAUUAUCUCCAGUUUAUUCCGCUGUGGAUCCGUAUUAGUAAUAUCCCCAUUAAUUACUAUACGAAGGAAGCUAUAAUGGCGCUUGGAGAUCUGGUGGGGGAAGUCAAAAUCCUCAUAUUUGAUCCUCAGAAACCACAAACUCAACCUUAUGAAAGGGUCCAGGUGAGGUUCAACGUAGCGAACCCGCUGAGAAUGUCGAAGAUAGUAAAGAUUAAGGGAGGGAAGUCGGUGACUAUUCACUUCAACUAUGAAAGAAUUCAGAAGCGAUGUUUCACCUGUCAGAGAUUAAAUCACGAACAAAGCAUAUGUCCCCUCGUGGUGAAAAGGAGGAAAGAUGAUGCUGUGGCAAGGCGUCAGAGAAUUGCUCAGGAGCUGGAGUUGAAAAAACCAGUCCUUCAGGAAGACGACCCUCUCUUCGGUGUCCUAAAUGAAGAUCAGGUGGGGAUUAACUCAGUGACGGGAAGGCCGAAGAUUGUGAAAGAUGUGCUAGAUGAGAUGAGGCAGUACUUGAUGUUGGCCACAAAUGAAGAUAGAAUGGUUAGAGAAGAGAGAGUUAAAUCUUUUGUGGCUGCAGUUGAACAAGAUCCUAUCUUAAAACGUACGGUGCUAAGACUCGAGGCCCCUCCUAUCUUUUCCAAGGAUUUCAACAAAGGCAAGGGGUUUGUUUUCAGCUAUGAGGAGUCUAAGAAAAUGCAGGUGGGAAUAAGGCAGUCUGAGAAAUUAAUGGCUUCAGCUAUUAGAUCUGGUGCAGCCGGGAGGUGGAAUGCUGACAACAUUUCGAUGGCCGAGAGUGAGGAUGCAAACUUUGGAGGUACUUUCAGGGUCUCUUCUGGUGGUUCUACGGUAUUUAGCACGAGUUUUUCGGAACCAUGUGCUUCGUCCGGGGCUGCUAAGGGGGUUACCAAGAAAACCUACCAACGCAGACGUCCUCCAAAAUCAAAAAGAAAGCCGAGACCCUUAUUAGACUCAGAUCAAGUUGAAGGAGCUCUAUGGGAUAAAGUGGCUGGAAAAAGAGUGGAAGGCAGUAAGAAGAGAAAGGUAGAAAGUGAAGUUGGGAGCUUCUAG
Molecule: messenger RNA, 1410 nt
Organism: Brassica oleracea var. oleracea
Lineage: Eukaryota; Viridiplantae; Streptophyta; Magnoliopsida; Brassicales; Brassicaceae
Exons: 1
Coding region: 1-1410 (469 amino acids)
Source: RefSeq, a predicted model, not a curated record